This is a messenger RNA of Osmerus eperlanus (European smelt), 2726 nucleotides long. It is a transcript of the gene mre11a, whose product is annotated as MRE11 homolog A, double strand break repair nuclease. Gene Ontology annotation, molecular function: 3'-5'-DNA exonuclease activity; manganese ion binding; single-stranded DNA endonuclease activity. Gene Ontology annotation, biological process: mitotic G2 DNA damage checkpoint signaling; mitotic intra-S DNA damage checkpoint signaling; double-strand break repair via homologous recombination. Gene Ontology annotation, cellular component: Mre11 complex; nucleus; site of double-strand break. NCBI's taxonomy places the organism in Eukaryota, Metazoa, Chordata, Actinopteri, Osmeriformes, Osmeridae. The record is from RefSeq and is a predicted model, not a curated record. The transcript has 20 exons. Bases 132 to 2228 code for a protein of 698 amino acids.
UUCGGUACGUGGGGGGCGGUUCAUACGCUUGUAUGAACCGCCGCAGCACAUUUCUCACAUAACAAACGAGCGGGACGACCACUGGGCUUUUGUGAAGUGCCUUUUGAGACGCCUCAGUCCUCCCCCUCAACAUGACGUCAGAGAACACAAUGGAUGAUGAGGACACCUUUAAGAUCCUUAUAGCCACAGACAUUCACUUAGGCUACAUGGAGAAAGAUGCUGUACGCGCCAACGACACCUUCCAAACCCUGGACGAGAUCCUGAAAUGUGCCAAAAGCAACCAGGUGGACUUCAUCCUGCUGGGGGGGGAUCUGUUUCAUGAGAACAAGCCGUCUCGUCGCUGCCUCCACACCUGUAUCUCCCUGCUGAGGCAGUACUGCAUGGGAGACAGCCCCAUCCUCUUCAACAUCCUCAGCGACCAGGCGGUCAACUUCAGCAACAGCAAGUUCCCCUGGGUCAACUAUGAGGAUGACAACCUUAACAUCUCCAUUCCUGUAUUCAGUGUUCAUGGUAACCAUGACGAUCCCACAGGGGCUGACGGCCUAUGUGCGCUGGAUUUGCUUAGCUCUGCUGGACUUGUCAAUCACUUCGGCCGCAGCCAAUCGGUGGAGAAGAUUGAGAUAAGUCCAGUCCUUCUCCAAAAAGGCAGCACAAAACUAGCUUUGUACGGCAUUGGUUCCAUCCCCGACGAGCGCUUGUACAGGAUGUUUGUCAACAACCAGGUAACCAUGCUCCGACCCAAAGAGGACCAGGACAAAUGGUUCAACCUCUUUACCAUCCACCAGAACAGGAGCAAGCACGGGGCCACUAACUACAUCCCGGAGCAGUUCCUGGAUGACUUCCUGGACCUGGUGGUGUGGGGGCACGAGCACGAGUGCCUGAUCGAGCCGUCCAGGAACGAGCAGCAGCUGUUCUACGUCACGCAGCCCGGCAGCUCCGUGGUCACCUCCCUCUCUCCCGGGGAGGCCGUCAAGAAGCACAUCGGUCUGCUGAGAGUGAAGGGCCGUAAGAUGAACCUCCAGAAGAUCCCCCUGCAGACCGUCCGACAGUUCUUCAUCCAGGACCUGGAGCUGGCAGAUCACCCUGACCUCUUCACCCCGGACACGCCCCAGGUCACCAAGCGCGUGGAGAACUUCUGCUGCAGCAAGGUUGAAGAGAUGUUGGAGGAAGCAGAGAGAGACAGGAUGGGGAGCCCCCUCACCCCAGAGAAACCGCUCAUACGACUCAGGGUGGACUAUUCAGGGGGUUUUGAGACCUUCAACGCCAACCGCUUCAGUCAGAAGUUUGUGGACCGCGUGGCCAACCCCAAAGACAUCAUCCACUUCCUCCGACAACGAGAGAAGAAGGACAACGCCAAAGGAGAUGAUCAGAUUGACUUUAAGCAGGUGUUUGCCAGAACGUCUGUAGAUGGUCUGAGAGUGGAGGAUCUGGUGAAAGAGUACUUCCAGACAGCCGAGAGGACGGUGCAGCUGUCCCUGCUGACGGCGCAGAGCAUGGGGAAGGCGGUGCAGGAGUUUGUAGACAAGGAGGAGAAGGACGCCAUCGAGGAGCUGGUCUCCUACCAGCUGGAGAAGACCCAGCAGCACCUGAAGACCCGAGGGCUGAUCUCCCAGGAGGACAUGGACUCAGAGAUCCAGCGCUUCAGAGACUCCAAGAAGAACACUGCUGAGGAGGAGGAGGAGGUCAGAGAGGCCCUCAGCAGAGCCAAAGCUCACCGUCUGGAACGAGGCGACAACGACCGAGACCCCGACCUAUCAGACGUGCCCGACGACGUUACCAUGGAUUCUGAUGAGGACUUAGCCCCUCCCCCUCCAGCACGCGGCCGAGGAAGGGGGACCAAGGGGAGGGGGGUCGGCCGGGGGAGAGGGAGGGGCGCAGCUGCGGCUGAACCAAAGCCUGCAGGACGAGGUCGUUCCCAGAAGGCUUUGGGGGGGAACCCCAGCCAGAGCAGGAGCAUCAUGGAGGCCCUCCGAGCUCCAUCGAGUAGAGCUGCCAGAGCAUCGACCACAGCCAAGUCCUACACAGAUGAUAUUGAGGAUGAUGAUGAUGAAGACGAUGUGUCCUUUGUGAAUAAAGCUCGACCAACUCAGAGGGAAGUCUCCUCAGUGUCCAGUAAGAGGAGCACUCAGAGCCAGAGCCAGUCUAACAGGGGUGUGAUGUUUGAUGACGAUGUCGAUGAGGAGGAGUUUGACCCAUUCAAAGGCUCCAGCAGGCGUAGACAGAGAUAGCCGGCAACCCGACCAAGCUGUGCACUGCCCCACUGUGUUUGUCUGAUUAGUCGAUGAGUUGUGAUUGUAUGGGUCUGAUUGGAUAGCUUUUCAAUCAUGACAUGUUUUGAUGGAUGCUUCCACAUGAUGAGGUCAUCACCCACAUCUUAAUCCCUUCAGAGCUUUCUGCUGAUAUCAAGUGAAUGGAGAGGAAUGAUCUUAGGCAGCUAGCCAGGAAGGGUAAUAUACAUGCAAUACAAGUCCUGGCCGUGUUAUGUUAUGGAGCUAGGAAAUAAGAGAUAAGUGUUGUUUAUAUAUGGGACCUAAAGUUUGAUUCCAUUCACUGUCCUUGGUCACAUGGGCCUUUGCUGCCCAACAUUCAGACUGCUCAUUGGCUCCCCCUGGCCUGUUCAGUUACACUUGUCAGUUCCUAGUUAUGUUAUUGGCCAGUGUGUACUGUUUGCCAUGGCAGCCAAGUUCUCUCAAGGAAAGGAAAUAAAGAGUUCCAGUUUCUAAAAA